This is a messenger RNA of Leptinotarsa decemlineata (Colorado potato beetle), 1025 nucleotides long. RefSeq names its product Heparan sulfate 2-O-sulfotransferase (gene Hs2st). Gene Ontology annotation, cellular component: membrane. The record is from RefSeq and is a predicted model, not a curated record. Gene Ontology annotation, molecular function: heparan sulfate 2-sulfotransferase activity. NCBI's taxonomy places the organism in Eukaryota, Metazoa, Arthropoda, Insecta, Coleoptera, Chrysomelidae.
UAUGCUGUGUAAAUGUCACAUGUCAUAACAAAUCUGUUUUUUGUUAAAAGAUGUACUAUGUAAUAAAAUGAAUGUCGAGGUGUUGAGGACUACCUGCGAAUGUUUUUAAAACUAAACAAAAAUGACCUACAGUUGGACGUAAUUUGGUUUAUUUGAAGAUAAUGUUGAAAAACUCCAGAUUAAGUUAUAUUUUAGUAAUUGUGUUAUUGUUCGGGUCCGUAGCUGUUUUAUAUCAAGUUCAAUUAGCUAGACUUCAAGAGAAAUUAGCUGAAUUAGAAAAACGUCAAGAACCGUAUGAAUCAAACUAUUUAUAUUCUCGAGAGAAUCUCGUAGACGAAGACGAGUUAGUAAUUUUAUACAAUCGUGUACCAAAGACUGGAUCCACUAGUUUUAUAGGAGUAGCAUACGAUUUCUGUAAGAAAAACCGCUUCCAUGUUCUGCACGUAAAUAUUACGGCAAACAGUCAUACGCUAACUCUAGAUAAUCAACUAAAGUUUGUGCAGAAUGUUACGAAAUGGAAUAGUAUGAAACCAGCCUUGUACCAUGGGCACUUUGCAUUUCUGGAUUUCUCAAAGUUUGGUGCUCCAAAACCUCUAUUUAUAAACUUGAUACGUAAGCCGUUGGAACGUUUUGUGUCCUAUUACUAUUUUGUGAGAUACGGCGAUAAUUUUAGGCCAUAUUUGGUUAGAAAGAAACAUGGAAAUACUGUUACCUUCGAUGAAUGUGUAGCCCAGGACCUGCCUGAUUGUGAUCCCAAUAAUAUGUGGCUCCAAAUACCUUUUUUCUGUGGACACUCUGCAAAUUGUUGGAAACCUGGCAAUAGAUGGGCCCUGAAUGAAGCCAAGAAGAAUCUCGCAAAUAGCUAUUUCCUGGUUGGUGUCACAGAGGAACUAGACGAUUUUGUUCAAGUUCUCGAACAGUCCCUACCGAGAAUCUUCAAGGGAGCAACCGAAUAUUAUCAGAGCAGCAACAAAUCCCAUCUGCGUCGAACUGUGCAGAAGGAUUUACCAUCUUUAAUAAUAUAA